Messenger RNA from Propithecus coquereli (Coquerel's sifaka), 1017 nucleotides. RefSeq names its product ring finger protein 208 (gene RNF208). The coding region runs from base 3 to 842 and encodes 279 amino acids. Gene Ontology annotation, molecular function: ubiquitin protein ligase activity. The transcript has a single exon. Lineage: Eukaryota; Metazoa; Chordata; Mammalia; Primates; Indriidae. The record is from RefSeq and is a predicted model, not a curated record. Gene Ontology annotation, biological process: protein ubiquitination.
CAAUGCCCCCACCCACCCAAACAUCCAGUCUGACUGGAGAAAGCCGGAUGCCCGCUGACCCUGGGCCGGAGGCGGGCAGUGGCUGGCCAGGCCUCCUCAUGUCCUGCCUGAAGGGCCCCCAUGUCAUCCUCAAGAUGGAGGCCAUGAAGAUCGUCCACCCUGAAAAGUUCCCCGAACUACCAGCGGCUGCCCCCUGCUUCCCAUCCGCCCCCCGGCCCACCCCCACUCUGGCACCCAAGCGUGCCUGGCCCUCAGACACAGAGAUCAUUGUCAACCAGGCAUGUGGGGGAGAAAUGCCUACCUUGGAAGGGGCACCCCACACCCCACCCCUGCCACGGAGGCCCCGGAAGGGCAGCGCAGAGCUGGGCUUCCCCCGCGUGGCGCCAGCGGACGAGGUCAUCGUCAAUCAGUACGUGAUUCGGCCUGGCCCCGCUGCCUCCGCGGCUCCUUCGGUGGCGGCAGCAGGCGGUGAGCCCCUGGAAUGCCCCACCUGUGGGCACACGUACAACGUCACCCAGCGGCGUCCCCGCGUGCUGUCUUGCCUGCACUCUGUGUGUGAGCAGUGCCUGCAGAUUCUCUAUGAGUCUUGCCCCAAGUACAAGUUCAUCUCCUGUCCCACCUGCCGCCGUGAGACUGUGCUCUUCACCGACUACGGCCUGGCCGCACUGGCUGUCAACACGUCCAUCUUGAGCCGCCUGCCGCCUGAGGCCCUGACAGCCCCCAGCGGAGGUCAGUGGGGGGGCGAGCCUGAGGGCAGCUGCUAUCAGACCUUCCGGCAGUACUGUGGGGCGGCGUGCACCUGCCACGUGCGGAACCCGCUGUCGGCCUGCUCCAUCAUGUAGCGCCCACCCCCCCACCGCUGCCCGCUGGUCCUUGCUCGCCACUCCUUCGGGGACCUGGCCCUGCCCCACCACCCGCUGACCCUUCCUCGCCCACCGUGGCUUCUGGCCACACCCUGCGUGGCAUUGUCGCUGCAGCCAACUUUGCCAUUAAAACUCUGCCAAAGUUUGCACCUGU